CAGUUUCAGUUGCAGCAAUCUGUUGUCUGUUACAUAUCGAAAUUCCUCUUUUUUCGUGAUCAAUCAAUUUAAAAUACUAAAAACCCACUGUAAGGUUCAGAGUUUUGAAACAUUCUUGCUUUUUUUUAUUUUUUGCUUUUGUGUGCUCAAUAGUAGUCAAUACUGGAAGAAAAUUCUGGGUUUUUUGCUGGUAGCCUCGGAAAUAGCUUGCUCCUGGAUUGAAAAAAAAGAAGUGAUGGGUUUUGCGUAAUAGCUUCAAGUGUUUGAAUUAUUGUGAAGGAAAGAGAAGUCACUUGGAGUGUUUUCUGUGAUCAAUUAGUUGAUUUGAUUUUGAGAAUUUAAUUUUGGGAGAUGGCAAUGUCCUGCAAGGAUGCUAACAAGGCGGCUGCUGCAGCUGUGGGGAUUAUGGAUAAUGGCAAGUAUGUUAGGUAUACGCCUGAGCAGGUUGAAGCACUGGAAAGGCUCUAUCAUGAGUGUCCUAAGCCCAGCUCCAUUCGCCGCCAACAGCUCAUUCGCGAAUGCCCUAUUCUCUCCCACAUUGAGCCUAAGCAAAUCAAAGUCUGGUUCCAGAAUCGUAGAUGCAGAGAGAAACAGAGGAAAGAGGCAUCGAGGCUUCAAUCAGUGAAUAGGAAGCUAUCGGCCAUGAACAAACUCCUAAUGGAAGAGAAUGAUAGAUUACAGAAGCAGGUGUCACAACUGGUUUAUGAAAACGGUUACUUUCGGCAGCAUACUCAAAAUAAUGCACUUCCUACUAAAGACACAAGUUGUGAAUCAGCGGUGACGAGCAGUCAACAACACCGCUUGACACCUCAGCAUCCGCCAAGGGAUGCAAGUCCUGCAGGGCUUUUGUCCAUUGCAGAAGAGACUUUAACAGAGUUUCUUUCAAAGGCUACUGGAACUGCUGUUGAGUGGGUCCAAAUGCCUGGAAUGAAGCCUGGUCCGGAUUCCAUAGGAAUCGUUGCUAUUUCUCAUGGUUGCACUGGUGUGGCAGCAAGAGCUUGUGGCCUGGUUGGUCUAGAGCCAACAAGGGUGGCAGAAAUCCUGAAGGAGCGUCCUUCUUGGUUUCGCGAUUGCCGGGCUGUGAAUGUUCUUAAUGUGCUGCCUACUGCCAAUGGUGGAACCAUUGAACUUAUAUAUAUGCAGCUAUAUGCGCCAACAACUUUGGCGCCAGGUCGUGACUUUUGGCUGUUACGCUAUACUUCUGUCAUGGAUGAUGGCAGUCUAGUGGUAUGUGAAAGAUCACUUGGCAAUACUCAAAACGGUCCAAGCAUGCCUCCUGUGCCGAACUUUGUGAGAGCUGAAAUGUUGCCAAGUGGUUAUUUAAUUAGACCAUGUGAGGGCGGAGGUUCAAUUAUCCACAUUGUCGAUCACAUGAAUUUGGAGGUAAAGUUGUUUCUGCCUUCUCUAACAUUUUACAACCUCAUCCAUGAUUGAACUGUUUCUUCGACUUUCCUCUGCUUCUAAAAC
Molecule: messenger RNA, 1467 nt
Organism: Olea europaea var. sylvestris
Lineage: Eukaryota; Viridiplantae; Streptophyta; Magnoliopsida; Lamiales; Oleaceae
Product: homeobox-leucine zipper protein ATHB-15-like
Exons: 8
Coding region: 352-1434 (360 amino acids)
Molecular function (GO): DNA binding; DNA-binding transcription factor activity; lipid binding
Source: RefSeq, a predicted model, not a curated record